UAAAAAAAAAUUUGCAAACAAUGGGAUGGGGUCUAAAGGAGACCCAUUUUCUGAGUCCUCCCCAAAUUCCGAAUUUCAGACUUUGAUCGCGAUAAUACCUUGUUUCUCCAUUAAAGGUCUCUCAAUCAGCUAUCUCGCCUUCUGCCUUGUUCACUUCGCCCAUUUCCUCUCCACUCAUUCGUGUCCUCUAAAUCUUAUAUCCCAAUCAGACCCGAGGCUACCACCACUAUUCCAACACCUUCCUUUGCCUUUAACCCACCCUUACUCCCACUCCUCUACUUUGCCCCUGUCUUCAAUAGCCCAACUUUAGGGUAUGUUGUUAUUUUUUUUUUGGUGCUAUCCCUUUGAAAUCAUUCAGUCCAAGGUUUCUAUUGUCACCGCUGUGGGUUAUCUUUACAAUGUUUUAUGGUAAACUAAGUUUAAGGGAACACUAGAGAUAAAAUCAUAGUGUAUGUGGAGUGGAUCUGAAUUUUCUUCUUAAGACGAUGGAUUCUAGCAUUGGCACCAGUGAUAUGAUUUUAGCAUCACACCGGGAAUUGGAAUUUGAAUCACAUGAAGCUGCUUAUUCAUACUACAAAGAUUACGCCAAGUCUGUGGGCUUUGGUACUGCUAAAUUGAGCAGUCGACGGUCCAGGGUGUCCAAGGAAUUUAUAGAUGCUAAAUUUACAUGCAUAAGAUAUGGAAAUAAGCAACAGUCUGAUGAUGCCAUUAAUCCUCGGCCUUCUCCAAAAAUUGGUUGUAAAGCAAGCAUGCAUGUGAAGAGAAGGCAGGAUGGAAAGUGGUAUGUUUAUAGUUUCAUAAAGGAGCAUAAUCACGAACUUUUGCCUGCCCAAGCACAUUUUUUCCGAAGCCACAGAAAUGUUGAUCCACUUAAGACUGAUGUUGGAAGGAAGCGGAAGAGUCUGGCUUCAGUUUCUAAACUAUUUAGUGCGUAUCAAAAUAUUGACUUUCUGGAAGGUUAUAUGAGAAACCAGCAUGAUAAAGGACGGAGUUUGGUUUUAGAAGAGGGAGAUGCUCAAGUACUUCUUGAACUUUUAAUGCAUAUGCAGGAAGAAAACCCAAAGUUUUUCUAUGCAGUUGAUUUGAAUGAAGAGCAUCGAUUGAGAAAUGUAUUCUGGGUUGAUGCCAAAGGCAUGGAAGAUUUCAGUAACUUUGGUGAUGUUGUGUCUUUUGACACUACAUAUUUCACGAACAAGUAUAAAAUACCUUUGGUACUCUUUAUUGGAGUCAACCAUCAUAUUCAACCCACAUUACUUGGUUGUGCUUUGAUUGCAGAUGAAACAGUUUAUACUUUUCUUUGGCUGAUGCAAACAUGGUUUAUAGCAAUGGGGGAACGGGCUCCGCAAGUGAUGCUCACUGAUCAGAACAAUGCCAUAAAAGCAGCUGUGGCUGCUGUGUUUCCUACUACACGCCAUUGUUUCUGUUUAUGGCAUGUGUUGGAAAAACUUCCCAGGCAUCUUGAAUAUCUAAGCUUGUGGCAUGAUAGUCUAAUGCUAAAACUUGAUAAAUGUAUUUAUCGGUCUUGGACUGAGGAUCAAUUUGAAAAAAGGUGGUGGAAGAUGGUUGACAAGUUUCAUCUUAGAGAGAUGCAGUGGGUUCUGUCUUUGUACGAAGAUCGCAAACGGUGGGUUCCUGUCUUUAUGAGGGAUAUAUCUUUUGCUGGAUUAUCUACCGCUUUACGCUCUGACAGUUUGAGUUCUUCAUUUGACAAAUAUGUGCAUGGAGAAACAUCGUUGAGGGAAUUUAUAGAGCAUUAUAGAGUAAUCCUUGAGGACAGGUAUGAAGAGGAAGCCAAAGCUGAUUUUAAUGCAUGGCAUGAAACUCCUGAGCUGAAGUCUCCAUCACCUUUUGAAAAACAAAUAUCACUUGUAUAUACACAUGAAGUUUUCAAGAAAUUCCAAGUUGAAGUUUUGGGAGCUGCUGCUUGUCAUCUUAAGAAGGAAAAUGAAGACCAGGUGCCUGCAACAUAUAGUGUUAAGGACUUUGAAGAUAAUCAAAAUUAUAUGGUUGAAUGGAAUGAAGCUAAAUCAGACAUAUAUUGCUCAUGCCGCUCUUUUGAAUACAAGGGCUACCUUUGUAGACAUGCUAUUGUUGUGCUUCAAAUGUCUGGUGUGUUCAACAUCCCAUCAAAAUAUAUUUUGCAGCGGUGGACUAACGCUGCCUUGAGUAGACUGCCAAUCAGUCAGAAAUUGGAUGAGGUCCAAUCUAAGGUCCGUCGUUACAAUGAUUUGUGUAGACGUGCCAUAAUAUUAAGCGAAGAAGGUUCACUUUCUCAAGAGAGCUAUAAUCUUGCUCUAUCUGCCAUAAAAGAAGCUCUGAAGCAGUGUGCAAGUGUCAACAAUUCGGUUGAGAAUGAGUACAGACCUAAUACCUCAAUGAUUCGUGCUGAUUCUGGUGUUGAAAGAGUCAGCCAAUGUGUAAAUAAUCAAGAAAAAGCCGCAGACCCUAGAAUGACAAAUACGACCAAGACUUGUCAAAGUGUUGAGACUGCAUUGGAGAGGCAAAUUAAUGAGAAUAAUGCAACUAGAAAAGGAAAGCAGGUAUCUCUUGCGGGAGCUGUCAAUGUUGGAUCACAAGAUGGCUUUCACCAAAUGGAGAUGUCAGACAUGAGGCCUACGCAUUUGCAUAAUGUGAUGCCACCAACACAAUUGCAUAAUAUGGUGCCAACUAUGUUUACAAAUGUUGCAUCAACACAUUUUCAAAACGUGGCUGCUACACAUUUGCACGACAACCGACUCCAUCGGUAACUUUUGCUUUUUACCUUCAAUUUGUAAAGAUCAUGUAAAGCUACUUUAGGGUGUCAGGAAGAGCAGUUUGUGAUUUUGGCAAUUGCCUUGACUUCACCGUUACAGCUGACGAAAUUCUAAUGUUUGCCUCUGCUUUUACACA
Messenger RNA from Gossypium raimondii (Peruvian cotton), 2889 nucleotides. Its product is annotated as protein FAR1-RELATED SEQUENCE 4. The transcript is spliced from 4 exons. Gene Ontology annotation, molecular function: zinc ion binding. Gene Ontology annotation, biological process: regulation of DNA-templated transcription. The record is from RefSeq and is a predicted model, not a curated record. The coding region runs from base 486 to 2747 and encodes 753 amino acids. NCBI's taxonomy places the organism in Eukaryota, Viridiplantae, Streptophyta, Magnoliopsida, Malvales, Malvaceae.